CGCUGUGGACAUUUUUAUUUCUAUUUCUUCUUUCUUUCUUUCUUUCUUUCUUUUUUCUUUCUUUUUUUCUUUCUUUUUUUCUUGUCGGAGUUAUGAAAAGAAGGAUUACCUGGCAAUUGCGAGUGAGAGAGUUUGACGUCCGUUUGGAGUAAAACGGACGUUUGGACAAUGCCAUUGUAAAUAGAGUAAUCGUCAAAUGUACAAGCACUACACAUCUAUACCACCAUCUUCAAAAAACCAUCACCAUCGCCACACCACCACCACCACUAACAACAACAACAACAACAACAACAACACUACGACCAACACCAACGUUACCAUCACUUUUAUCAUCAUCAUCAUCAUCAUCAUCAGCAGCAGCAGCAGCAACAGCAGCAGCAGUAGCAGCAACAGUGACAAAACUACAUGGACAGCAUUAAAUGCACUCACAGUUCACCCCUGCUUCAAGAAAUAUCAAAUAUUUUUUUUUUUUUAAAUGUGAAAAUUAUCACUUAGCAACAUAUCAACAGAAACAACAUCGGAUUCUACAACACCUGCUCGGCAUCACUAUCAUCAUCAUCAUCAUCAUCAUCAUCAUCAUCAUCAUCCUCCUCCUCAUCAUCAUCAACAACAACAACAACAAUAAUAAUAACAACAAUAUCAACUGCAACGGAAGUAGAUGCCACCACAGCUAUAACAGUACCAAUCACAAGAAUAAUAUCAACCUCCAACAACAGUCAUUAUCACCGUGUGUAAAAACAUAUUUAUCAGCAAGAACAUAUUUUCCACCAACAUCAACGACAAACUCACCGGUAUCAGAGUGAGAGACUAAAACAACGGCAAUAUCAAACAGCAGUGACCGAAAUGAAAUUGCUACAGACCAACGACAGAGUUUCUACACGGUCACUCGACCGACCUUCUAGAAAUAGCAGCGAAAUCUCCAUCAAGUGACUCCUGACCGUCUGGAAAAAAGAAAGUGGACGUAGUUUUAUAUGCAUACCAUCUUAAAGGGGGCGAAAAGGGACAGGAUGAUGCUGGUUAGAAUACUCUUGAUCUAAAGCCUGUUCGGUUGAAAUAACUUUUGGCUGCUAUCAAAUAACAAGAUCAACUUCAUCAUCGGCAUCGUCAUCAUCAUCAUCAUCAGCAAAAACAACUUCAACAUUAUCUGCAACAGUAAUCAUACCAGUCAGAAGACGCGCGAAACAAUGGGGAAAACUAUUGGUUUCACUCCUUAUGUUCAAUGAAUACUAAAUUACAUGUGUGUAGCAAGUUUAUUUUAUUCUUUUUUACGUUUGUUUUGUGCACCUGUGUUUCGUUUACGAGGAUUUUCUGAGGAUUUAUAAUGAACUUAAUGCCAAACCGAUUCCAAUUUUUGUCUGAUUCUGCCAAGGUUUUUGCACCUCGGAAUUACUAGCUGACUCGUGAAAUACACACACAGACGAAAACCAUGAGCGACGAAAUAGGCCCUACACUUUGCCCGGUUAGUGAAGAACCAGGAGAGGAUGACACCAAAAUUUGUCCGAUUAAGGAAGAAAUUGACAAAGAUGGCCGUAAAGACAAAAUGUAUGGCAUAAUUAUCCAAGCCAUCGUCAUCUAUCUUCAGGAGACGUAUGGAGAAGAGACAUGGGAAGCGAUUCGUCAACGGGCAGGCAUUGAAGAACACAGCUUCAGCUUACAUGAGAGAUAUAAGGAAGAUACUAUCGUUCGAAUUUGUGAUGCUGCCAGUAAACUAAUCGGUGUCGAUCGGAGUACCAUUAUGAACUCAUUCGGUGAUUCUUUCGUUGCCUACGUGAGCAAAUACAACUAUGACCGCAUCUUAAAAGUACUGGGGCGAAACCUCCGAGAUUUUCUCAACGGGCUUGAUAACCUUCACGAAUAUCUGCGCUUCUCCUACCAAAAUAUAGUACCGCCCUCUUUCUUCUGCGAAAAUGAGCAUAGAAUGGGUCUGCACCUUCACUACCGUAGCUCGCGGAGAGGUUUUGUGCAUUAUGUAAUCGGACAAAUUAAAGCCGUCGGUAAAACCUUCUACAACACUGACAUUGAUAUUAGGAUCAUAAAACAUGAUGAAUCAGCUGACUCGUCGCAUGUCAUAUUUGAUCUGAGGUUUGAAAACGAGGGAUUUAAUACUCAAGUUGACAAUAAGGUGGAUGACAAAGACCAAUUCAAAGUUCCAGCUUAUUUUUUUCGCAAUCUUUUUCCAUUCCAUAUUCAAUUCAAAAAGAAUAUGGAUAUUGUAAGCGCUGGCUCGGGACUUCGAGCAAUUAUACCAAAUAUAAUGAACAAAAACCUUCUGGAUGUUUUUGUUCUUCGGAAACCGGUUUUCCAGUUUAAUUGGAAAAAUGAGUCUUUCUCACAGAAGAUCCUGAUGUACACCAACAAUGUGUUUGAACUUGAGUCAAAUGAGAAUAUAACACGACAUCGUAACUGUGUAAAGGGACUGGCAGCUGGUAUGUUAUUUACCCAUUUCUGUAGUUGCGCCAAACAGUUGGCUAGAGUCCGCUCUCAGCAGAGUAUAUUUAUGUACAUAACGGCUAGUACAUACACGGGUGAGAUGAAAAAUUAA
Molecule: messenger RNA, 2542 nt
Organism: Octopus bimaculoides (California two-spot octopus)
Lineage: Eukaryota; Metazoa; Mollusca; Cephalopoda; Octopoda; Octopodidae
Product: soluble guanylate cyclase 88E
Biological process (GO): nitric oxide-cGMP-mediated signaling; response to oxygen levels; cGMP biosynthetic process
Cellular component (GO): guanylate cyclase complex, soluble
Molecular function (GO): heme binding; guanylate cyclase activity
Source: RefSeq, a predicted model, not a curated record